This is a messenger RNA of Penicillium vulpinum, 600 nucleotides long. RefSeq lists its product as uncharacterized. Bases 1 to 600 code for a protein of 199 amino acids. Lineage: Eukaryota; Fungi; Ascomycota; Eurotiomycetes; Eurotiales; Aspergillaceae. The transcript is spliced from 3 exons. The record is from RefSeq and is a predicted model, not a curated record.
AUGGCUCUGGCAGACAGUGAGCCCAAGGACAAGGCCUCAGCCCCGACCAAGGACAAGGCGAGCGAUGUGGAGAUUUCACUCACCUUGCUAGAUACCACCAAGGUCAGUUAUCUCUCACUUGAUACCCAACGAUCGGAGUGGGCCUUAGGCGUGGCCCACGGUGACGGUGGCACCGGUCCUGCCCCGGGCGGUGCCGGUGUUGUGGCCGCUCCUCCUCCCGUUCUCCCCGCUGGUGCUGACGUGGGUCCUGCCACCUCGAUGCGGUCCGCUACGGAUUUCAUGGCGUAUAGGCUCGCACAAGUCCUCGACCCCGCCCACGCAAAUAUGGAUAUCAACGGCCUGCUAUACCUUGUCAACAUGAACCGCACCGGUGCCGAUGAUGACCUGUUCGCCUGGAUGUUGCCGGCCCGCACCUCCGUUGACUGGCGCUCCGGGCGCCCUGAUGCCAACCGCUCGGCCCAUGUCGGUCCCGCCCUUCGCUCUGUGAUCGGACACCUGUGUGGUACGCAGACCCCUGUCGGUGGUGAGUGUGACAGCUGUGCUAAUAGGGACGGUCUGUUUGAGCACUGCCGUGUUGUUCAUGUUCUGGAUGCUGCCUAG